Messenger RNA from Marchantia polymorpha subsp. ruderalis, 2890 nucleotides. NCBI's taxonomy places the organism in Eukaryota, Viridiplantae, Streptophyta, Marchantiopsida, Marchantiales, Marchantiaceae. The record is from the annotation of a GenBank genome assembly.
UAAUUUUGACGUUAUUCAAUGUCUAUUCUAAGUCGUUCUACAGCCCGGAAGAAAAUUCUAUUGUGCCAGCACCUAUCCGACCUCGAGCAUCUGUUCUCUCGAGCGUGCAAAUAUAAACCGUUGCACGGAUCGUCUGAAUUUGGUAACUCGUCUGGCACAACAAAGUGCCACACCCGACCUCUCCAAACUAAACAUCUGGGGCGUCCGUGAGAACUCGGCCACCAUCGAGAGGGUAUUGAGCUGCACGUGGAUUAGAAAGCUCGGAUUCACGAACGACUGAGAACGACUGAGAACGCACCCGGCCGUUCUAAUUCUCUUGGAGCUCCGAAACUGCUGUUCUACGCUGCGCAUUGCGGUGUAGUUGAAGAUGGCCGCCACGAACGCCAGCACCCUUUUGGGACACAUGUACGAUCCCCGGUCAUGGAGCUUUGGGACGACCAGUUUGCUCGUCGCAGUGGUGGUUGCUGUGUCAAUGGGCCUGCUCAAGGUCAGGGUGAAAAGGAAGACGUCCAAUUUGCCACCGGGACCGCGAUCCUAUCCUCUGAUUGGACAUAUGCUCGAGAUGAGAGGGGCAGAAAUGCCCGAGAAGUUAUGGAGCCUUUCGCAGACUAAUAAUUGGCCCAUCAUGAGCUUCAUAUUCCCCAACAUUCCAACUGUCAUUGUGAGCUCUCCCGAGGUGACGAAGGAGAUGCUGAUCACCAAGGGGAACGUCUUCAACUCCCGGGUCAGGGAAAUGCGGGCCACCCGGGGCCUGAGGAUGAGCCCCGAUGGGAAGUCAGAGACGGGAGCUCUUUUCACACCCCACGGUCCUGCAUGGAAGGUGACGAGGAAAAUCAUGGUCGCAGGACAGAACGAAUUCAAGAGAAUUUUGGGGCACGAUUACGUCGUGAGAGUUCUCUUGCCACAACUGUACAAGGAAAUUGACAGCGAAGUUUCGAUCGAUGCUCGCCAUCAAAUCGCCAAAACGAUGAUAGUGAGGAUAUUGAUGGUGUUCGUCUUCGGGCCCGGAGCUGAGCAGUACGCCGAAGAGAUUAUUCCUCUGAACGAUCAGCUCUUCGUUGUAACCGACAACAACCACGCAAUAGAAACCUUUCUCCCAUGCAUCGGGGAAUCGGCGUCCUGGCUAUAUAACAAGCUGGUCGCUCGUCGUCUCGUCGCUCGAAAGCGCAAGGCUUAUGAAGAAAUCCUUUCUCAACGGGGCGUCAAGUAUAAUCUGAAAAACGAAUGGUCUCUGAGUGACAUGGUUCAAGAAGCUGAGAGGAAUGGCGAGAUCAACCACGAUCAAGCCCUCGAGAUAUACGAGGAGUGCUUCUUCGCUGGCCAAGACCCGACGGUUGCCGCAGUUGAAGGGACCCUGAGAAUGAUUGUCGAAAAUCCGAAAAUUCUCGUGAAGGUGCAGCAAGAGAUGGACGAGGUGCUGGGUGAAGGAAAGCAGCUCAGACUGACCGAUGUUGAGAGGCUGCCAUACUUCCAAGGAGUCAUCAAGGAGGGCCUGAGGCUGCACCGAGCUAUCCCGUUUCUGAUUCCUCACUGCGCACAUGAGGACGCAACUCUAGGAGGCUUCGACAUUCCGAAAAAUAUGAUGCUGCUGGUGAACCUUUGGGGUCUAGCUCGGGAUCCAGCCUCUUUCCCCGAUCCUUACGAGGCGAAGCCCGAGAGAUUUCUCGAAAGGGACACGAACUUUAGCGGGAACGACGGCAAGUACGUCGUCUUCGGCGUUGGGCAGCGCAUCUGCCCAGGUCAAAGUAUGGCUCUGUUCAUAUUGAACAUGGUGAUUGGAAGCAUGUGCCAACGGUACAACUUGGCCGUAGCAAAGGAUUGGAAGCAUGAACGUGACACGGGCACUUUCUUCAAGGAGGUCGCUCUGCACAUAAAUCUGACCAGACGCCAAGGUUUCACUCCUUAAUUACCCAGGACUGAAACGAAUAACUUGUCAAAUCCUCCAGGCCUUCGGUAAGGCUUUUUCCUGGCCUUGGCUUCUUCUGUUCGGAUGGAUUUGACCUCGCCGCCCCUGAUCAUUCUACUGCUCGUCAAGAAUAUAGAGCGAUAACACAGAUUACCUUUUCCAAAGCCUACCAGCAAUAGUUCCUGGUUGUCCACAUACCCUCAUGCACGAAUAUUAGUGCAGAAGCAGAAGCCAGUAAAUUAGCCAGUUCAUUGAACAAGCGAUGGUUCGAACUCACGGCCUUGGCCUUCUAGUGUUUGAAACUCCCUGGCUCUCACCCUGUGCUCCUGAAAAGUGACAGUCUCUAAAUCUUGUUCCACCUGCUGAACUUCACUUUUAAAAACCUUCAACUGCUUCGUCAAAUUCUCAUCACGCAACUUCAUCACUUCCAUUUUCUUCUGUAAUACCUGAGAAUGUUUCUCCUUCACAAUCAGAGCUUAUAUUCAAGCUCAUAAAUCUUGUUGUAGAAUCAAACUUGGUGUUUGUUGUAACAAAAGUUGCUCAAAGGCGGGCGAAACAGAACUAAAUUGCAAACGGUCUAAAUUCGUCUCAAACCAUCAGUUGACUAUCCAACCAAGUUGUUCAACUUGCUUUGUCAUUCAAAUUGGAUGUCUUCCAACUAUGCUAGACGGCUUGGGUCAACUAACGAAGACAUGUAUUCUACCUCUGGAUCCCACGCUUGCUGUUACAUGAAGUCCCUCUCAACGGAGUCUCUCAUCGUCCGCCUCUUACUCCGACUCCUCUUGACGUCAUUAUCCACCCUUCUAUCUCCUUAGAAACCACUCCAUUUUCACAACCAGCUCGACGCCACUGCGGGCCAAAUUCCUCAAAUUUUCCUGCCUUACCAGCAGUCGAAUGGAUGGCCUCGACACCACGGACGGCAUGGAAAGAUCAGGAACAACGUUCCUCUACGAAGGCAAACGCCGCAACCCCAACCACAUGCCC